UAAUUCUUUAUUUUUAUGCUUUGCAGUACAUUUUUAUACCUGAAAUUCCUGGUAGUGUGGGCACUUGUCCUCCUGGCAGAUUUUGUCCUGGAGUUCAGAUUUGAAUACCUGUGGCCAUUUUGGCUUUUCAUCAGGAGCGUCUAUGAUUCCUUCAGAUACCAGGGACUGGCCUUCUCAGUAUUUUUUGUUUGUGUAGCAUUCACAUCAAAUAUAAUAUGUCUGCUGUUCAUCCCCAUACAAUGGCUUUUUUUUGCUGCUAGCACAUAUGUAUGGGUUCAGUACGUAUGGCACACAGAAAGGGGAGUGUGUUUGCCCACAGUGUCCCUCUGGAUACUCUUUGUUUAUAUUGAAGCAGCAAUUAGAUUUAAAGAUCUCAAAAAUUUUCAUGUAGACCUUUGUCGUCCAUUUGCUGCUCACUGUAUUGGGUACCCUGUGGUGACUUUGGGCUUUGGCUUCAAAAGUUACGUAAGCUACAAAAUGCGGUUAAGGAAGCAGAAGGAAGUGCAAAAAGAGAACGAAUUUUACAUGCAGCUUCUUCAGCAAGCUCUCCCCCCAGAGCAACAGAUGCUGCAGAAGCAAGAAAAAGAGGCCGAGGAAGCAGCCAAAGGAUUGCCUGAUAUGGAUUCCUCGAUCCUUAUACACCACAACGGAGGUAUCCCAGCCAACAAAAAACUCUCCACAACUUUGCCAGAGAUAGAAUACCGAGAAAAAGGGAAAGAAAAGGACAAGGAUGCCAAAAAACACAACCUUGGAAUAAAUAACAACAAUAUUCUACAACCUGUAGACUCGAAAAUACAAGAAAUUGAGUAUAUGGAAAACCAUAUCAAUAGUAAAAGAUUAAAUAAUGAUCUUGUGGGAAGUACAGAAAAUCUCUUGAAAGAGGACUCAUGCACUGCUUCCUCAAAAAAUUACAAAAACGCCAGUGGAGUUGUGAACUCCUCACCUCGCAGUCAUAGCGCCACAAAUGGGAGCAUUCCUUCCUCAUCUAGUAAAAACGAGAAGAAGCAAAAAUGCACGAGCAAGAGCCCAAGUACACACAAGGACUUAAUGGAAAACUGUAUUCCUAAUAACCAGCUAAGCAAACCAGAUGCACUGGUAAGGCUGGAACAAGACAUUAAAAAGUUAAAGGCUGACCUGCAGGCCAGCAGACAAGUGGAACAGGAGCUGCGCAGUCAGAUCAGCUCCCUCUCCAGCACCGAGCGGGGCAUCCGCUCCGAAAUGGGCCAGCUCCGGCAGGAGAAUGAGCUGCUGCAGAACAAAUUACAUAAUGCUGUGCAAAUGAAGCAAAAAGACAAACAAAAUAUCAGCCAGUUGGAAAAAAAGCUAAAAGCUGAGCAGGAAGCCCGAAGCUUUGUAGAAAAGCAAUUAAUGGAGGAGAAAAAAAGGAAGAAGUUGGAAGAAGCUACUGCUGCCCGGGCUGUUGCAUUUGCUGCCGCGUCUAGGGGGGAGUGCACCGAAACCUUACGGAAUCGGAUCAGAGAAUUAGAAGCAGAGGGCAAGAAGCUCACGAUGGACAUGAAGGUGAAAGAAGACCAGAUCAGAGAACUAGAGCUGAAAGUUCAGGAGCUUCGGAAGUAUAAGGAAAAUGAGAAGGACACUGAGGUGUUAAUGUCAGCCCUCUCGGCCAUGCAAGAUAAAACACAGCACCUGGAGAACAGUCUGAGUGCAGAGACGAGAAUCAAGCUGGACCUGUUUUCUGCACUGGGGGAUGCAAAGCGACAGCUCGAGAUCGCCCAAGGACAAAUUCUUCAGAAAGACCAGGAAAUCAAGGACCUUAAACAGAAGAUAGCUGAAGUCAUGGCCGUCAUGCCCAGCAUAACGUACAGUGCCGCCACCAGCCCCCUGAGCCCCGUUUCCCCCCACUACUCUUCCAAAUUUGUGGAGACCAGCCCCUCUGGACUUGAUCCCAAUGCCUCUGUUUACCAGCCUCUGAAGAAAUGAAGACCAGCUGUGGGUUUUGCCCAACCAUUUGGUUACCAGAAGGCACCACAAAGGAGCGUCUCUGGCAGUCAAGAUAAAAAAAAAAAAAAAAAAAAAGUUUAUAUUGUAUUUUGUGGGACUGUAUAUGUUGUCGUUUUUAAAAGGGGGGGGGAAGAUAACAUCCAAGUCUGAUUAGAACUGCCCAUCAGUUUUUCUUGUAAAUUUUUAGAAGACCUCACAGAACUUUGCAGUUUAUUUUUCUCGGCCAAUACAUUAAAACCACUCUUGGAUUUCAAGUA
This is a messenger RNA of Ailuropoda melanoleuca (giant panda), 2219 nucleotides long. It is a transcript of the gene MACO1, whose product is annotated as macoilin 1. Bases 16 to 1941 code for a protein of 641 amino acids. Lineage: Eukaryota; Metazoa; Chordata; Mammalia; Carnivora; Ursidae. Gene Ontology annotation, cellular component: rough endoplasmic reticulum membrane. The record is from RefSeq and is a predicted model, not a curated record. Gene Ontology annotation, biological process: neuronal signal transduction. The transcript has 10 exons.